AGAGUGAGGGAGAGUCGUGAAAGUUGCUUAUUUACAGACUUUCCCCUUUAGGUCACCAAAGGGGAGAAUUGGCUAAAUGUUUGCACUGAAAAGAAUAAGAGUCCAGUCUUUGUUUUGCCAAGAACAUUCUCCAGUUACAGCUUGAGUCAUCUCUCCUAGAUCCUGAAACUAGCAGCAGGUAGGUGAUAGUCUCUCGGUCCCUGACAGGUCUCCACUUGUCUUGAUGCCCCGCCCCCUCCGCAGGAGCCCGCACGGCCGAUUGGCUAGGAGCACUUGGGCGGCGGAAGCAGCUGGCUCCCGCGGGGACUGCGGGGAGGGGGCGAGCCGUGAAGAUGGCGGCAGUGGUGGAGGUAGAGGUUGGAGGAGGUGCUGCUGGGGAACGGGAGCUGGAUGAGGUUGAUAUGUCAGACCUCUCCCCAGAGGAGCAAUGGAGGGUCGAGCACGCACGCAUGCAUGCCAAGCACCGUGGCCACGAAGCCAUGCAUGCUGAAAUGGUCCUCAUCCUCAUCGCUACUUUGGUGGUGGCCCAGCUGCUCCUGGUGCAGUGGAAGCAGAGGCAUCCCCGCUCCUACAAUAUGGUGACCCUCUUUCAGAUGUGGGUUGUUCCCCUCUAUUUCACAGUAAAGCUGCACUGGUGGAGGUUCCUAGUGAUCUGGAUCUUGUUCUCUGCUGUCACAGCCUUUGUCACCUUCCGAGCCACCCGAAAACCUCUAGUACAGACAACCCCAAGGUUGGUUUAUAAGUGGUUCCUGCUGAUCUAUAAAAUCAGCUAUGCUACUGGCAUCGUUGGCUACAUGGCUGUCAUGUUUACCCUCUUUGGUCUUAACCUAUUAUUCAAGAUCAAACCAGAAGAUGCCAUGGACUUUGGGAUUUCUCUCCUCUUCUAUGGCCUCUACUAUGGAGUUCUUGAACGGGACUUUGCAGAAAUGUGUGCAGACUACAUGGCAUCUACCAUAGGGUUCUACAGUGAAUCAGGCAUGCCCACCAAACACCUCUCAGACAGCGUAUGUGCCGUGUGUGGACAGCAGAUCUUCGUGGAUGUCAGUGAAGAGGGCAUCAUUGAGAACACAUAUAGACUGUCUUGCAAUCAUGUAUUCCAUGAGUUCUGCAUCCGUGGCUGGUGCAUCGUGGGAAAGAAGCAGACGUGUCCCUACUGCAAAGAGAAGGUGGACCUCAAAAGGAUGUUCAGCAAUCCCUGGGAGAGGCCUCACGUCAUGUAUGGACAGCUGCUGGAUUGGCUUCGAUACUUGGUAGCCUGGCAGCCUGUCAUCAUUGGCCUCGUGCAAGGCAUCAACUACAUCCUAGGCCUGGAAUAGUCAGGAAGAACAUCAGUGGAGAACCCACCCCACCCACCGUGGACCUCAGGGCACUCUCCUCCCUGCCCACAAAGACUUCUUGGGUGGGAAAGACUCACAGGGGCACUUGGGCCACUCAGGACCCCUCCGGCUGUGUCCGGACUGGUAUGAGACAUGAUGGAGAGCCAGCCAGUGGGGCUGUCAGCAGUGGGGGGCUUUUUAAAAGAAAACUAUUUUGAUGAAUAUAUUUAAAAAAUCUUUUUUAUUGUGGAGCAUAGGAAUUGCCCCCCUCCAGGCCUCACUUUCCCGCCUGAGCAGGGUGGGAGCAGAGCCAUUUUUGGUUUAAAGAAGCCUUCUCCCUGGGGUUGAGAGUACUCGUGGGCUCUCAAGUAGCUCGUGCAAAGCAUCAACUACAUGGUUGUUGAGUCAGCCCACCUGCUUCCCUGUCCUUCCCUCUGUGGGGCUCAAGCCUGAGGAAGAGCUGGUAAGCUCAGGCUGGUGCCACCGGUGAGCAAGCACCGAGGGCCCAAGUGUGUUCCUCCCCCAUCCAGGAGCUAUGGGCUAGUUAAUGCAAGUGGAACCUCAUCUAGGACUUCCCUAACAGAGGAAGACCUGGGGCCUCUCAAUUCAUUGAAAAUUUGUUUUGGGACAUUUGGAAGAAUUAGCCACAUGAAGAACCUGCCCUUGGGUGGGGUAUGGUCAGCCAAGAAUAGAGGCCAUUUAUAUAUUGGGCCCUGGGGGCAGCUAUUGGCCAUGAUUGAGGGGCCCUAUGCAAGCUGAUUCUCAGUGAAUCCUGUGGAGUAGUGGUGAUGGUGACAUGUGCCAAAGGCCUCUCUGCCACUUCCUUAUUGAAAGCCUGAGAAAGAGUGCAAAUGUAUGUGAGUCUGUGUGCAUGUAUGCGUGGCAGUGGGCUGUGACAGAUGUCAACUUCUUGUCACACGAUGUGCCCUUGAAGCUGGUCGGGGAUUGCCAGCCCAGAGACUGUCCUCCAUGAGCUUUGUCAUUCAUGAAUGGUCCUUCCUGAGCCUGAUGACAGGAGUGGUGGGUGGAUGGAAAGAGGGAUAAGACCUUGGUGAGUAUGGGUUCUGAAAGGGUCUUAGGAGUUUUGAAGAAAAUAAGAGGCCAAACAUGGGCCUUCAGCACUGGGUUUCCAGGAAAUAUGGCCCAACAAGAACCAAGCAGGGUCUUGUCACUCCCGUCUGAAUAAAGCUCCAUGAGCUGGGUUGGAAA
Messenger RNA from Otolemur garnettii (small-eared galago), 2525 nucleotides. RefSeq names its product ring finger protein 121 (gene RNF121). The record is from RefSeq and is a predicted model, not a curated record. Gene Ontology annotation, cellular component: endoplasmic reticulum membrane; Golgi membrane. Bases 333 to 1316 code for a protein of 327 amino acids. Gene Ontology annotation, molecular function: metal ion binding; ubiquitin protein ligase activity. Lineage: Eukaryota; Metazoa; Chordata; Mammalia; Primates; Galagidae. The transcript is spliced from 9 exons.